Molecule: messenger RNA, 899 nt
Organism: Erigeron canadensis
Lineage: Eukaryota; Viridiplantae; Streptophyta; Magnoliopsida; Asterales; Asteraceae
Product: signal peptidase complex catalytic subunit SEC11A-like
Exons: 8
Coding region: 253-786 (177 amino acids)
Cellular component (GO): membrane; signal peptidase complex
Molecular function (GO): serine-type endopeptidase activity
Source: RefSeq, a predicted model, not a curated record
AAAAUACUCGUAUAACCAAAUAUUAGUCGUAACAACUUUUUACUGCUACUAAUAAUCUUCAAAUCAUCUCCCCCCAAAUUUCUUCUUCACUCUUCGGUCAUCGCCCCUAAUGUCAAUACAAGACAACGAUAAUCUAACCAUGAAUUCAACCUCUAAACUUUACAUACAAACUGCGUGAAAACUGACUCCAAAAUCUUCAAUCCACUGAUUAAUCAAACCUUAAAAAAUACAAAUAAUUUUUAAGCUCAAAAGAUGGGACGGAUUGGAGAUCAAAUCGAUUCUAUCAAGUCAGUUCAGCUCAGACAAUUAUUCACUCAAGCCAUAAGUCUUGGUAUGAUUGUUACAUUUUCAUUUAUUAUAUGGAAUGGGCUAAUGUGUGUUACUGGUAGCGAGUCGCCCGUUGUUGUUGUGCUAUCCGAAAGUAUGGAACCUGGUUUUAAAAGGGGUGAUAUACUUUUUUUACGUAUGGAUAAGGAUCCGAUUCGAGCCGGAGAAAUUGUGGUGUUCAAUGUUGAUGGGCGGGCGAUUCCAAUAGUUCAUCGAGUGAUUAAGGUUCAUGAGCAUGAAGAUGGAGAAGUUAAUGUUCUUACAAAAGGUGACCACAAUCUUGGAGAUGAUCGAUCUUUAUAUGCUCAUGGCCAGAUGUGGUUGCAACGACAUCAUAUUAUGGGGAGAGCUGUCUGGUUUUUGCCUUACGUUGGAUGGGUGACAAUUAUUAUGACGGAACAGCCCAUCGUCAAGUAUAUUCUUAUGGGUGCUUUGGGAUUGCGAGUAAUAACUUCAUAAGAGUAGAAGAAGCAGCUAUAAUAGAAAGAUUAUUUAAUCAGUGUAGAACAGUUUUCGUGUUGUCUUUUAUUUUGUUAACGGAUAUAUCUUCAAUAUAAACUUAGUUUCUGUUC